UCUGGUCAAAUUAUAGUUGAUUUUGAAAUAAUACUAGAAAAGAAUAGGGUCAUAUUUCAUGGUCCUCCAACCUCUAAUAAAUCACGGACGGUAAGGGGGAAAGUUAAAUUAGAAGUUGCUGGAAAGUUAAACGUGAAGGAAAUCAUGUUAACCUUGUCCGGUGACUUUAGAUUUUGUAAAACAAAUAAUGGUUCAACCAUAAAUGACGCCACUAUUCCACGUCAAGGAACUGUGUUUUCAACGUGUAUACUAUUAGUAAAUAAACGAACCCUUUAUCCAGGUCUUCAUGAAUUCUUUUUCGAAUUUCUCAUUCCAGGUGAUUUACCGGAAUCAAUUAGCUCGGAUCACGUGUUAUGCGAGUAUUUCCUGAAGGCCGAACUUACUCCACGCGAAACCGACGAAUUAAAUUCUCUUAAUAAAGUUGUAGAUAUCGUAGAUAUCUUUGUGGAACGUGCUAUGCUAUUGAAUGAUGAAUAUAUCACACGUGGUCUUGAGGCUAAAAGAUAUAUUGGUUCGAAAAAAAAUGUUCUUGAUUUCGAAUUUAUCGUGCCAAAAAUCAUACGUCUCAACUCUGAUGCUCUUAGAUUUCAUGCUCGGUGGGAUGGUCAGCGUGUUGCCAACGUUACUUUUAGCUUUGUUCAAAGCGAAUGUCUGAAAGCUUCUCUUCCUGAAACUGAUAUAGAAGAUUCUAGUCCUCCAACUGUAAUUGAUUCUGCUACAAAGGUUAUCUCUGGCCCUUUUCGCUUUGAUCUACCGCGAAAUGAACGUUUAAAAUUACAAUGUAGACCAAUGGUUUUUCAACUUCCUAUUACCGAGCCUCUCGUACAUGAUUAUGAUUUAUUUGGAAUAGAAAUUCGUCAUCGUUUAGUCAUUUCAAUUCAAUUAGCAAAUCGUCAUAAAGAUAUUAUUCGUUUCGUUGUUCCUAUCACUGUUGAAUCUAUAGUUCCAAAUUUGGAUUCUUCUCCAAGUCCUUGUAAAGUUUGUCAAACUUCUCAAUCUGCCUUACUUCAUUUUGCAAACAAAAUUUUUCAUGGUCAUUUAUUGGAAUUGGAUUCAAAUAAGAAUCUUUCAAUUAAAGAUUCUAAAAAGAAUCAACCACACAAUCAACCUUCAUCUUCUCCUCAAAUUCCUAUUAACGAAGAAAAUGUACAGCGGAUUGUUCCCUCAAGUACUAUUACUGAAAGUGAUGAUGAUGAAACUGAUAAGAUUAGUUCGGAAAAAACUGGUACAACGACCGCCACUACAGCUACCUACAUCAAUCCCGUUGAAAAUUCUCAGCAAGCUUUCCCUCAAAAAGUUUCUUCAAGACCAUUACUUGCUGCUACUUCUGGAAAUAUCGUUGCUGAUAAAUUUGCAAAAUUACAAUAUAUUUUGCAACUAAGACGCCGUCGAAGAUCUAUGACUGUGAAAAAUCGUUCUUCAUC
Molecule: messenger RNA, 1424 nt
Organism: Dentiscutata erythropus
Lineage: Eukaryota; Fungi; Glomeromycota; Glomeromycetes; Diversisporales; Gigasporaceae
Source: the annotation of a GenBank genome assembly